Molecule: messenger RNA, 768 nt
Organism: Acipenser ruthenus (sterlet)
Lineage: Eukaryota; Metazoa; Chordata; Actinopteri; Acipenseriformes; Acipenseridae
Product: U6 snRNA-associated Sm-like protein LSm8
Exons: 4
Coding region: 134-424 (96 amino acids)
Biological process (GO): mRNA splicing, via spliceosome
Cellular component (GO): precatalytic spliceosome; U4/U6 x U5 tri-snRNP complex; U6 snRNP
Molecular function (GO): RNA binding
Source: RefSeq, a predicted model, not a curated record
UCUAGUUGAGUCUGUUAUUCCCGUCGGCCCUUGUGACCGAAGUGUGUGUGUAUUUCGUUGGAGGUACUGCUUCAUGUAUUUAUUUUUUCAAAAUAAAAAAUCCAUCAGGUAAAUAUCAGGUAAAGACAGCACCAUGUCUACCGCACUGGAGAGCUAUAUCAACCGUACUGUUGCAAUUGUUACAUCUGAUGGGAGAAUGAUUGUGGGGACAUUAAAAGGAUUUGAUCAGACUAUUAAUCUAAUCCUGGAUGAGAGUCACGAACGAGUAUUCAGUUCUACUCAAGGAGUUGAACAAGUGGUAUUGGGAUUGUAUAUUGUUAGAGGAGAUAACGUGGCAGUAAUUGGAGAAAUUGAUGAAGAAACAGAUUCUGCUCUGGAUUUAGGAAACAUCCGUGCUGAACCCCUGAAUUCAGUUGUACACUGACAUCUUGGGUCAGAAUUAAGGACUUUUCACAUUUAUUUUGUUUGGUUGAUCUUGUGGUUUGAGAAUCACUUUUAAAAGGACUCGCUACUUUUUUGGGACUGUUUAGUGAGUUUUUUUAAAAAAAAUAUAUACAGAUACAUUUAAUGGAGAUUGAGUUUGUUGUUACUGAUUUUAUGCCAGCAGUCUGAAGGCUGAAAUCUUAUCUACUUUAAAAUUACUAACCAUGUAACAACCUUUAUCUAGUUAAAAAAAUGCAAACAAUCUAUAUGUCUGAGCAGUAAUGAGCUCUUAAAAUAGCAGAAACUUCUUCCUUACAUGUAAAUAAAAAUCACUUGGCCAUGAAA